AUGGAAUCUAAAGAUGAAGCUAAGAGAAGAAAUCGUGAACGAAUGGCUUUCCAUCAACAGCAAGCUAAUAGUUUGGGCAUUCCUUUACGCUUUAUGGAAAUGAAUGAAGAAUUCGAAAAAAUUAACCAACAAUAUAAUACAUGA
Messenger RNA from Dentiscutata erythropus, 144 nucleotides. The record is from the annotation of a GenBank genome assembly. Lineage: Eukaryota; Fungi; Glomeromycota; Glomeromycetes; Diversisporales; Gigasporaceae.